AUGCCUGGGCCUCCAGGACCUCCAGGAAAACCAGGAUAUGGAGCACCAGGACCACAAGGAAAACCUGGUCAACCAGGCAUACCUGGUAAGCAGGGGGAACGUGGAUAUCAAGGAGAAAAAGGUGACAACGGACCUAUAGGACUACCAGGACAAAGAGGUCAGCAAGGACCACCAGGAUUUCCAGGACCUGCUGGAAUUUCUGCUGUUGGCACACCAGGUCCACAAGGUGCAGUAGGAAACCCUGGGCCUAGAGGUGCACCUGGAUUUAAAGGUGAACCUGGAAUGUCAGGGAUAAAUGGAAUCAAAGGACAAGAUGGAUAUGGAAUUCCAGGUCAACCAGGAGAAAGAGGUCUACCUGGUCUCUCCGGCCCACCUGGACCACAGGGCCCUGCUGGAAUAGGCAAACCUGGUUUAAAUGGUCUUCCUGGACAGCCAGGAAAAUUAGGUGAUAGAGGUUUACCAGGAUUACCAGGACCUUCUGGACCUAAAGGACAGAUAGGACUACCAGGCAUGCAUGGCCCACAAGGAAUGCAAGGUUAUGGAAAGCCAGGCUUACCAGGAGUGAAAGGACAAAGGGGGGCUGAAGGGAUUCCUGGUGUUCCUGGUAUAAAAGGUGGUCAGGGACCAGUAGGUCUCCCGGGAGAGCCAGGAUUACCAGGGUUUCCAGGAAAUGGAGGUAUGCAGGGACAUAGAGGGCUUCCAGGAGAUGUUGGAUUUCCAGGACAAAAGGGUGAUGUUGGUUCUAAAGGUAUUCCUGGAGCUCUUGGUCCAAAAGGUGAAAGAGGUACUCCAGGACUAGAAGGAAAAUCGGGAUAUCCAGCAGGGAUGCCAGGACAAAAAGGAGAGAAAGGGAUAGUAGGACCACAAGGUCCACUUGGGGCAAUUGGUCCAGUAGGCCCUAGAGGUGAAAUGGGCUACAGUGGAGAACAGGGACCAAGAGGGGCUACAGGAAUACCAGGUAUGAGGGGGCCAUCAGGAGCACCAGGAAUUUCAGGUCCUCCUGGUCAGAAGGGUGAACAGGGCUUACGUGGUAUACCAGGUCCAGCUGGAAUUGCAACAAAUGGUGUACAAGGACCAAUAGGAUCUCCUGGAAUUCCUGGCCCAAGAGGAAUUAUGGGUGAGCCAGGAUUGCCUGGUCAGCCAGGUCCACCAGGCCCACCAGGUCAGGUAAUAAUGCCACACCACUUGCCUGAUGGCUACUCAAAAUCAGGGCAAAUUCAAGGCCUAAGGGAAAUACGUGCCUCUGCAUUUACUGCUGUUCUCUCCAAAGCCUUUCCAGCAGUGGGAGUACCUAUAAAAUUUGAUAAAAUUUUAUAUAACAGACAAAAUCACUAUGAUGCUCGAACUGGAAUAUUUACAUGCAGGAUACCGGGACUAUAUUAUUUUGCUUACCAUGUACAUGUAAAAGGUACAAAUAUUUGGGUGGCACUAUACAAAAAUGGUACACCAAUAAUGUACACAUAUGAUGAAUAUAAGAAAGGAUACCUUGACCAGGCAUCGGGAAGUGCUGUCAUAGACCUAACAGAAAAUGACCAAGUUUGGCUCCAGUUACCCAGUGCAGAAUCUAACGGUUUAUAUUCUUCUGACUAUAUACAUUCCUCUUUCUCAGGAUUUUUAUUUGGCUUAACAUGA
Staurois parvus is the source of this 1632-nucleotide messenger RNA. Lineage: Eukaryota; Metazoa; Chordata; Amphibia; Anura; Ranidae. The record is from the annotation of a GenBank genome assembly.